UUUAUUGUACGAAGGCGUGUCACAUCGAGAGUGAGUAGACUGUCACACAGUUUCCAGAAAACUAGUGUCUACAUGAAAGCAAAUAAACAUGGAUUUUGAGAUAAGUGCAUCUAGCUGGUGUUAGGCCAAAAUGAGUAAGCAAGAAGAAAAAUUAGAAACGAAAAGUCUGCUUAGUUGGCUUCCAGUUCCACACAUCAGGAGCAAUGCUCUGCGAAGAACCAUCACCGGGUUAACUCUUAUAGCUUACUUCCACAUAAUGGUUUACUACGGCCUUCCAGUAAUCCUGCUACACGCUCUGGCUAUUGAAAUAAAAUGUCAUGAUGAAAUUAUCAACAUUGCAAUCAAUGCUAAGAAAAUACCAAACGUACUGUACUUCCGAUCACUGAACUGGUAUUUUGUGAUCAUAGCCAACUACUUCUUCUUUGGUGAGACAUUCGCAGAAUAUCUAGAGCUAUUCAUAGACAAGUAUUAUCUCGUUAAAAUUCUAUUCAGCUAUCACAGAUUUUUUUCUUUUUGUUUUUAUUUCCUGGGAAUGAUUUGGUUUCUAGCCAGGCUACGAAGGAAAUUUAUAAGACAGCAGUUUAGCUUACUUGCUUGGACUCAUUUUCUUUUAAUCAUCAUCGGCUUCCAAAGCUAUAUGAUCGUCCAAAAUAUAUUUGAGGGACUUAUCUGGUUAAUUAUACCAGUAUGUGUAGUUAUCUUGAACGACGUAUUUGCUUAUACAUUUGGUUUACUACUGGGUAAAACACCACUGAUUUCUUUGUCUCCUAAUAAGACGCUGGAAGGUUUCAUAUUUGGUGGGAUUUCCACUUUGGUACUUGGUACUUUCUUGUCGUUCAUAUUCUGCCAUAUUCCUUUUUUGAUUUGCCCUGUUAGGUUUUUAGAAACUGAGAAUGGUAUAAUAAUGAAUACAAACUGUACUCCUAGUUAUCUAUUCCAACCGAUUUAUUAUGAUAUCGGAAAUACUGGCAUUUCUGUUAAAGUAUUCCCUUUUCUACUACAUUCUUUGGGUUUUUCUCUUUUUGCAAGCGUCAUAGCGCCAUUCGGAGGCUUCUGUGCGUCUGGCUUUAAGAGAGCCUUCAAAGUUAAAGAUUUCAGUGACCUUAUCCCAGGACAUGGAGGGUUAACUGACAGGUUCGACUGUCAGUUCCUUAUGGCAACUUUUGUCAACGUUUAUAUUUGGACGUUCAUAAGGAUUCCUCAGGUGGACAAAAUCUAUCAAAAGGUGUUUCAAUUAAGUGAGGAAAAUCAACUGAAAUUUUACAUUCUCUUAAACGAAUCCUUGCAUAUAAGAGGACUUAUGAAGGACUGACAUUAAUUUAAGUAAUUUAAAGUUAUUUAUUCUCAAUAUCAAUUACGUUAUACUGAUCGUUAUACAAAUAUGUAAUAUAUUAUAAAAUUAUGUUAUGAAACCAAAGUAAAGGUAUUUUGUUAUUAAA
Messenger RNA from Anoplophora glabripennis (Asian longhorned beetle), 1439 nucleotides. RefSeq names its product phosphatidate cytidylyltransferase, photoreceptor-specific-like (gene Gr83). Bases 131 to 1312 code for a protein of 393 amino acids. Lineage: Eukaryota; Metazoa; Arthropoda; Insecta; Coleoptera; Cerambycidae. Gene Ontology annotation, cellular component: endoplasmic reticulum membrane. The record is from RefSeq and is a predicted model, not a curated record. The transcript has 2 exons. Gene Ontology annotation, molecular function: phosphatidate cytidylyltransferase activity.